GUGGGAAAUCUAUUCUGAAGCCCGAACGGAAACCUUCUGGUAUCUUACUAAAACGAUCGAUAAGUCCUGCGCGUCGGAGUUCGCGCUCCCAAGCCUCUGCUUUAUACGGCGUCUGAGGGUGCAGCUUUCUGUGCUCGAGGACAUUUUUGGGCUCCAUGAGUGGUAGCCCCGCACCCUGAACACAUGUGCUUGGCGUUGUGCUUUGGCGUUGUGCAUCCUUCGUCCCGCUGCCAGGCGGUGCAUAUCUGUCUCCCAUCUUUGGUCCACAAGGCCUUGGUAAUGCGCUCUGAGAACGCUUCAUGGUUCCCAUUCCACAUGUGGGGAAGCAGUCCGGCAUUGAUAGGUGCCCGAGUGAUGCGUACCUUUUUGUUGCUUCCCGCUGCCACUUCUGCUGCUGGGAACGAGUGCUUUUGGGCUGUCCCAGGCUGCUGUUGCACACGGGGAACCUCCUGGUUGUUGGGAGCAGCGGCGGCGGCAGCUUGCUGUUGGUCGCAGUUUGUAGUGCGGCUCGAUGAAACAGAAGGCAGUGUGCCCAUGACAAUAACACCGCCCCUCCCCAUUCCGAACGCAUUCGUGCCAGUACCCAUGCACUUGUGCGAGUUCGCAUACUCCGCAGCCCUCGCGCAUCUUACCGAGGAGACAACCUUCAUACGGUAUUAGAUUUGCUGAAGGAUCUGAGCUGGAUACUUGCAGACUUACUGCAUUAUGUAUCCCGCCUCCGCGACGACAAGGAUGAACCAAUUCGACGAACUCACAGGCACGCCGCACGCGGGAAAACCAAGACUACUCAGUAAUAUAGCCAUCACUGAUGCAUGGCUACGUAACGCGGACGGGCGGUUAACAGAAGGAGAUGACGAGUUCUC
Molecule: messenger RNA, 863 nt
Organism: Suillus paluster
Lineage: Eukaryota; Fungi; Basidiomycota; Agaricomycetes; Boletales; Suillaceae
Exons: 2
Coding region: 184-660 (158 amino acids)
Source: RefSeq, a predicted model, not a curated record